This is a messenger RNA of Patiria miniata (bat star), 2006 nucleotides long. RefSeq lists its product as uncharacterized. The coding region runs from base 246 to 1853 and encodes 535 amino acids. The transcript has a single exon. The record is from RefSeq and is a predicted model, not a curated record. Lineage: Eukaryota; Metazoa; Echinodermata; Asteroidea; Valvatida; Asterinidae.
GCUCUUGACAAAGUACAUGAUGGAAGUGUACAUCUCCCUACCUCAGCCCAAGCAUGCAUCAUGUUGGUAACAUCUACUUUCAAGACACGCACACGCAUCCAUACACAUAUUCUGAACAGUGUCCUGUGUCUAGUGACUUGCACUCCUGUAUACAAUGUAGUUCAAGAUGUGUUAGCUGACAAGGUUCAACAAGCGAGGCUUGAGGAGGAAUUUGUGCCGUUGUGUAUGUAUGCUGCUGACAGACGAUGAUGGUGAUGACGUUGAUGAACUCACUCAUUGAGAAUCUGUUGUCUUCCUUUCACUACACAGUUGAAGACGGACCCACAUCGGCUUACUCGGACAGCAUCAGGCUUGCUCCGCCCCACCAUCAGACUGCUGCACCAUCAGACCUCUCGGAGGAGUUCAUGUGCAAGGAGUGCAAUGUGGUGUACAGGAGCUACAAGUCCCUCUGGCAGCACAACAAAGACAACCACCAGGAGAAAUUCAGCUGUGGCUACUGUGAGUACUCCUCAGCCCGCAUGUAUAAUAUCAGGCAGCAUCGAAAGCGGAGACACCCAAACAUGCCUGACCCAUUUGAUCCAAACCUCGUCGACAUGUUCCCAUCUGCAUACCUGGAUGACACCAGAUUGGAGUAUCCAUUGGGCGACUCCGAUGAAGAAGCGGACCAUAUCAGAGAACCUGUCAACAAGCGGGCCCGCUACUCCCAAAACACUGUGAGCUAUUCAGAUAUGGGGGAUACCUGCAGUUCAGAGAGUCCACCAGUAGCCUCAAAGUCGCUGCAGGGAAGCAGCCAGGCCAGAGAAGUGCAUUAUAAUACUUCCCAUGCAGCAGUGUAUCCAGUUAGCCUGAGCAACUCAAGGGAAGCUGUCAGCCAUCCUGGAUUGCAUGGGCGGCAGUUUCAGCCACAGAGAAGCCAAGCUCAGGCACAGAGCAGCAGAUCUGAGGCACAGACUGUUCACGUCACAAAUCACACAGCAACUAUGCCCGUUCUCCCAAGGAUCACCAGUGUGUCUGGCGGCUCACUGGGCAUCCAUGCUAGCAGUGUGAAUGCUGGAAUGCUACACUCUAGCACUGCCCACAGCCACAGUAGCAGGGAACAACAAGUUCACAAUCUAAGGACCACCAGGAACAGCCAAGAGAAUUCGGACCCAAGACGUGACAUGGGUCGCAGUGUGACGUUUUCCGGGCCUGCAAACAUGGCAAAUGAAUCUGGGUCACGUCAGCUGCUGCCAUCACAUAGAACAGUCUCACCGAGAGAAGACAAUCGAAUGGCUUCAGCAUCUUGUGUAUCCUCUUCUCAGAGGACUACCUCAACAUGCACUCAACUCAAGCCAAUGCAUGAAACAGUGUCUGGAGGUACAGCUACAACUCCGAGAGAUGCGCAAAAUGUUCAGAACAAAGCACCACAGUCGAUGUCAACCAGAGGAGGUUCUGAAAAGAAGUGGGAUUCACAGGCUCAGUCAUCAGGGCCAACGUGCAUCUACAGGCCAACUGGUUUGGGACAAAGAAAUAGCGGGACAUCCUCAAUGGAAACAAGACAUCCAACUCGGAUAAACUCCAACACGGAACCCUCCCGAAGUCCUCGAUCGAGUCCCUCUUCGAAUCCAAUAAGGGGUGGUUCAUGCAAAGGAACCCCAAGCCAGGUCCAGGAGAGUGCAAGUCAGCAAGGCGCUAGAGCCACUCACAGCUUCACAACCGUCGGGGGUGUUCUAGACGAGCACAGGCAAGGUGUGGGCCUGACAGACAUCCAGAGCCUCCUGCCAAAUUUCCGUGUGAAGUCCAUCACUGAGCGGGUUGUGCAGCCAGAUGGGACACGAUACGAGAUUCAGAUUGAUGGAGAAGAGAUUCACUGAUCAAUGCCAAGCCAGUUUAUACAUGUACUUGUCAGUAAUCCUUUCAACAAAUGGAACCCUGUCCAUAGUGAAUGCUCUAAUGGACUUGUCAAAUUAUUUUUGAAAGCAGCACGGAUCCACCGUGAGUAGAACCAUGUCCAUUUGAACAUGAGU